AUGGGCUGCGCAAGCAAUCGAAAAAAGCAAACUCGAGAGUUCGCCGAUCAGAAAUGGGAUUAUAUUAACCUGCAAGACUUCAAGGCCAAGGGCUGCGGCCCAGGAUUUGCUUACACCUAUUUGUGGUUUAUGCUGAUUAUUUCAAUUGCCGUCUAUGCCGUCGACAGCUUUACCGCUGUGAAUUUACUCGCAUUCAACAAAUGGUCGUCCAAGAUCGAUCCAGCCAUUCCAUUUGACGUUUCCAAAUGGAUCUUCUCCGUCUGCAUCCUCCUUUCCUUCGUUAACCUCGCCUUUGAGGGAGUACGGGCCUUCCGCGUUAUGAGGCGCGGUAAUGUGGCUGAAUGUUUCCUCGACAGUUUGGCAGUCCGUUGGGAGUCGAUUCGUUUCGGUUCUGGUCAAGGUUGGAGAAGAUUCUUGGUCUUUGCCGAGCUGACCAAGAGUAAAAAAGGCUCUGAAUAUGUCGCUCUGUUUACUUACUUCAGUUUUAAAUCAUGGAUUCGAGUCAUCUUCUGCUCUGGUCCUCGCCAGGUAGUCAACGGUUUGACGCUGAGGUCUGUGUAUGUUGCGAAACUAGCGCCUACGGCCACCAGUGUGGAUGGAGCCAUUCUGGGCUUCUUCGACAAGGUCAAGGUGCUCGCUUCCGAGGAUUACCAACAAGCGGUCAUCUUGUCGGGCAUGUGUUUUACUUUCGUCAUCUGGGUCUUUUCGGCCUUGUUCCUGCUGAUGGCCGUGUUAUUCUACGUUUUCUUCCUCUUCCAUUGGAUCCCACGCGCCGAUGGCGGUUUGAGAGGAUACUGUGAGCGGAAAGUCAACAAGAAACUAUUACGCAUUGUCACCACAAAGGUCAACAAAGCCCUUGCCAAGGGCCAAGCCAACAGAUAUAAAGCUGAACUGGAAUUGGCCAAGAAAAACGGCGAGAAGGGACCGUAUAUGGAUCACAAGGCUACACUGCCCACAAUACCCAAUGUUCAACCUGGCAUGGAUGACAGCCUCCCUCAAAUGCCUACUUUCGGGCGCGACGAGAAGACAGCUACUCUUCCGGUAUACUCAUCCCGCCCAGGCACACCUGGCAGUAUCGAAUUGAGCUCGAUGGAUGGCAGGCGGCCGAUGCAGAGAACCGGCACCUCGGGCUCGCUUUCCAGUUACUCCUCCAACGCCCCCUUGGUAUCUUCUGCUGCAGAUAUGGGAUACUCCCGGUCGCAGUCGCCCGCUCCCAGUCUUGCCGAUUUUGACCUUAAAAACGGGUUCGGCCCGCCAACUCGACCUGGUACAUCAAACUCGCAACGAAGCUUCUCCAGUGGCAGACCGGGGUACGGACCAAUGGCAAAUGGUUCAACAGGUACUCCUCUGAGGACCAUCACUGCCAGUCCCGCGCUGACGGAGAGCAACUUGCCUUCGUAUCCCGGUCCUACAAGAACGCCGACGAAUGGUUCAAUGGGGAGCAAUUAUGGCGCACCACCGCCUGUCAGCCGGAGUAACACAGGGCCUGUUGCGUACCAACCACAAAGCGGUUCGUACCAGCCAUACAAUCCCUACUCUGGCAAUGGUGGCCGGGAAAGCCCGGCUCCAUCAUUUCGAAGCAACGGCGUGCCUCCACCCCAGGUUCGCAGCAUGACGGGACCAGCAGGGUCAAUUGCGCCUCCUAGAAGAGGACCUGGCCCUCAGCAGUAUCCUCCACAGAGAAAUAUGACUGCGCCGAUACCGCCUAGGGGUCCGCUAAGCGGACAAUCUCAAGGCAUGUCACCGAGCUAUCAGACAGGACAAUACGGAUAUGAUGUUGAAUCACAGCAAAACCGUGGAUAUUAUUAA
Pochonia chlamydosporia 170 is the source of this 1809-nucleotide messenger RNA. Its product is annotated as pheromone-regulated membrane protein. The coding region runs from base 1 to 1809 and encodes 602 amino acids. The record is from RefSeq and is a predicted model, not a curated record. NCBI's taxonomy places the organism in Eukaryota, Fungi, Ascomycota, Sordariomycetes, Hypocreales, Clavicipitaceae. Gene Ontology annotation, biological process: potassium ion transmembrane transport. Gene Ontology annotation, cellular component: plasma membrane. The transcript has 2 exons. Gene Ontology annotation, molecular function: potassium ion transmembrane transporter activity.